Prunus dulcis (almond) is the source of this 2718-nucleotide messenger RNA. RefSeq names its product receptor-like protein 32. NCBI's taxonomy places the organism in Eukaryota, Viridiplantae, Streptophyta, Magnoliopsida, Rosales, Rosaceae. The coding region runs from base 1 to 2718 and encodes 905 amino acids. Gene Ontology annotation, molecular function: protein binding. The record is from RefSeq and is a predicted model, not a curated record. The transcript has a single exon.
AUGACUGGUCGUGUGAUCAGUCUCAACCUUCAUUUCGGUGGGCUUCAAGGCAAUAUCCAUUCCAACAACAGCUUGUUCUUUCUUCGCCAUCUCAGGCGGCUAGACCUCUCAAGAAAUGAUUUCCGAGGUUCCCAAAUUUCCUCCCAGUUUGGUGGCUUUGUAAGUAUGACUCACCUUGACCUCUCUGACUCCAAUUUCAGUGGCCCAAUCCCUACGGAAAUUUCCUACCUUUCCAACUUGGUUUCACUCAAUCUCUCCCAAGAUGCUGUGACACUAGAUACUUUUAGCUUGAGCAGAAUUGUUCAAAACCUAACCAAUCUUAGGGAGCUUAAUCUGGCUGCAGUUGAUAUGUCAUUAGUUGUACCUGAUUCCUUUAAUAAUCUGUCUUCUUCACUGACAACUCUUAUACUCUUUCAUUGCCACUUGCAAGGAAAAUUCCCAGAGAGCAUUUUGCACCCACCAAACCUUCGACAAGUGGAUUUAGGUUCAAACUAUAACCUCACAGGUUAUUUCCCCAAGUCUAACUGGAGCAGUCCACUCGAAAGCUUAGACCUCUCUCAUACUAGAAUCUCAGUAGAUUGGCAUCAUCUCACCAAAAACUUCGGGUCUUUGAGAUAUUUGUUUCUCAGAAAUUGGACUUUUGUAGGAUCAUAUCUUGCAUCGCUUAGUAACCUUACACAAAUCAUGCUGUUGGACCUCUCAUAUAACGGUUUUGGUGGGCAUAUUCCAUGGUCGCUUCUAAACCUUGAGAGACUCAAGGACUUGGAUCUUAGUGGCAACAAUUUUGUGGGUCAGUUUCCAGAAGUUGUGCGCAACUCAACAGGGAUCUCUUCUUUAUAUGAUUUUUCAAAAGGGCAACUGGUGGGACCUAUUCCUCAACACCUAACCAAGCUCACUUUAUAUAACAACUCACUCAAUGGAACGAUGCCAUCUUGGUUAGGAAGCUUGCCAUCAUUGGAGGAGUUAAACCUCGGAAGAAACCAACUUAGCGGUAAUAUCUUUGAGUUCCAAUCUCGUUCUUUGUCACGGCUUGAUUUAAGUUAUAACAAGUUGCAUGGCCUGAUUCCAAGAUCAAUCUAUGAGCUAGUGAACCUUGGAUGGCUUGAUCUAUCAUCCAAUAACUUGAGUGGAACAGUGGAGUUUGAAAAGUUUUCAAAACUCCAGAGUCUUGUUAGGCUUAAUCUUUCCUCUAACCAUCUAUCCUUGAGUUUCAACAAUUUGAGUAACAACACCUGGCUUGAACUCAGGACACUAGAUUUGUCGUUUUGUAACAUAAGUGAGUUCCCAUACUUUCUAAGAGCCUCACCAAACUUGGAAGCAUUAUACCUUUCCCACAACCGAAUUCAAGGCGACCUUCCCAAAUGGUUGUUGGAUGUGGGGAAGGAGUCAUUGACAUAUUUAGAUCUUUCUCACAACUUUUUGACGGGCACUGUAGAACUUCGGUGGAAAAACCUUCAAUAUCUUGACCUUCGCAACAAUUCAAUCCAAGGAAAGCUUCCAAUUCCACCACCUUCCACAUUUUACUUUACCAUAUCAAACAACCAAUUAAAUGGAGAGAUUCCUCCAAUUAUUUGCAGCCUGAGUUUCCUUCAAAUACUUGAUUUGUCUUAUAAUAAAUUGAGUGGUAAAAUUCCUCAAUGCACAGGGAACUUCAGUCAGAGGCUCUCCGUUUUGGAUCUAAGGAAGAAUAAAUUUGAUGGCAUCAUUCCUAAUACCUUUUCUGCAGGGAAUGUUUUGAGGAAUCUUAAUCUUAAUGGAAACCAGUUGGAAGGGCCAUUGCCGUUGUCUUUGCUCACAUGUAGAGAGUUGGAAGUUCUAGACGUUGCAAAAAAUAAAAUUCAUGACACAUUCCCCAAUUGGCUGGAAUCUCAUCCAAAGCUGCAAGUUCUUAUGUUGAGGUCGAACAAAUUCCAUGGUGGAAUAGGUAAUCCGAAAACUAGAUUUCCAUUCCAAAAGUUGCGCAUCAUGGACCUCUCCAACAAUCAGUUUAGUGGUCUUUUGCCAACAAAAUAUUUUGAGCAUUUGACGGCCAUGAAAAACUUACAAAAACAGGAACUGAAAUAUAUGGGAGAACAAUACUGUGAGGACACUGUGGUUGUAGCAAUUAAAGGCAUCGAAAUUAAAAUGGUGAAGAUCCAGACUUUCUUCACUACUAUCGAUCUCUCAAACAAUGGUUUUAGUGGACAAAUUCCAAAUGUAAUCAGCAAACUUAAGUCAUUGAAGGGGCUUAACCUUUCACAUAAUGAGCUUACAGGUACAAUUCCAGACUCGUUUGGCGAUUUGAGCAAUCUUGAAUGGUUAGAUCUCUCUUCAAAUGCGCUUGUUGGUGAGAUUCCGGAGCAAUUGACAAAUUUGACGUCACUUGGAAAGUUCAAUGUUUCGAAAAAUCGACUUGUGGGGGCGAUACCUACUGGCAAGCAAUUUGAUACAUUUGAAAAUAAUUCGUAUAGUGGAAAUAUUGGAUUAUGUGGAUUUCCACUUUCCAAAACAUGUGUUCCACAUCCAUCACCGCCAUCAUCAUUACAACAAGAAGAUGAUUUGGAUAACGUAAAUGGAUUUGAUUGGAAGGUAGUGUUGAUGGGGUAUGCAUCUGGGUUGAUAAUUGGAAUAUCUGUGGGAUAUCUUGUACUCUCGAACGGAAGAUCGGAUGGGCUUAUGAAAGUGAUCAAAAAAACACGAUGGGGUAACAUUAUGAAAAUUACACAUUGGGCUGCGUGA